AUGUCUGCUGUCCGUUCUUUCCAACGUUCCGCUUUGAAGAGAGCUUUGGGUAUUAGAACCUACGCUACUGAGCCAACCUUGAAGGCUCGUUUGGCCGAGAUCUUGCCUGAGAAGGCCGAAGAGGUCAAGCAAUUGAAGAAGGAAUAUGGUAAAACCGUAUGUAUCAAUUUCCCCGAGGUUGAAGUCGAUAUACCCAUUGGCAUGUGA
This is a messenger RNA of Sungouiella intermedia, 207 nucleotides long. Lineage: Eukaryota; Fungi; Ascomycota; Pichiomycetes; Serinales; Metschnikowiaceae. The record is from the annotation of a GenBank genome assembly.